Messenger RNA from Aspergillus oryzae RIB40, 2082 nucleotides. RefSeq lists its product as uncharacterized. Bases 1 to 2082 code for a protein of 693 amino acids. The transcript has a single exon. The record is from RefSeq and is a predicted model, not a curated record. Lineage: Eukaryota; Fungi; Ascomycota; Eurotiomycetes; Eurotiales; Aspergillaceae.
AUGGUCAAAGCCAAUGGCCUGUUGGCCCUCCUCGUUGGCAUUUCUGCAUACCAUGUAGAAGCCCGAGGCUCCUCCCGUGGUAAAACCAAGUACACCCUCGAUAAUAUCCUUCCUUUGACGGACCCGAGCUCCGGUCUUGUUAAGUGUUGCCCGGAGGGAACCGAAUUCGACGGUCAGGCCUGUGUCCUUGGUGUACCUACCUGUCCGGAGGACUUCAUUCGCAAGGAUAACAAGUGUGUCUCGAAGUUCAAGCCUAUCUGCCCCGAUGGAAGCGAAUAUGACGGCAACCUUUGUGUGUCUGAUGGACUCCCCACUUGCCCGCCCCCUACCACCCUAAAGGGUAACUCGUGUGUGGCUGGACCACCAACCUGCCCUUCUGGCCUUGAGUACAACGGCAAGGUAUGUCAAUCGAAGCAACUCCCGGCGUGCCCUACAGACUACACCUUCAAUGGCAAGACCUGUGUCAGUGUCAAGAAGCCUCAAUGUCCUGAGGGACUGAAGCUUGGCGACGGGAAGUGUAUCAGUGUCGGCUCUCCGGUCUGCCCUGCUGGCGCAGAGUACAACGAAAACCUUGGACUGUGUGCCUCUGUCGUUGAGCCUGGGUGCGAUGAAGGAAGUCAACUCAAGAACGGCGAGUGCGUGUCUGAUACUCCACCAUCCUGUCCCGAGGGCGGGAAUUUCAACCCUACCACAGCGAAAUGUACCUCCGCCGAGAAACCGACAUGCCCUCCUGGCUCCGAACUGGAUCUACACUCUCAGAAGUGUGUGCUUAGUGAGGAGGCUGACUGUCCUCCCGGUAGCGUCCUCUCUACUGAUCUUGCUUCUGGUGUUGCCCGUUGCUGUCCUAAUGGUAUGGCUUGGAAUGGUGACGUCUGUCUCUUCGAAACUGAUUCGAGCGGCAAAUGCCCCCCUGGCCUCACUCAGGUGGGCAAGUACUGCCACAAGCAAGCUACCAAGAUUCCCCAAUGCCCUCCUGGCGCGAAGCUGGAUGGUAGCCGCUGUGUUCUGACGGAGCUUCCUGAAUGCCCUCCAGGUCACAUCCUCGAAGGAUCCACUUGUGUUAUGAUCGAGAAGCCGGAAUGUCCCCCUGGUUUAACACUGUCCGGGGGCAACUGCAUUUCGACCGUUGAAAUUAGCUGCCCGGCUGGAACCAGGUUCGAGAAGGGUGUUUGCACCAGCGUCACCCCACCCACCUGUGAGGACGGAUUCGUUUUUGACGGCACUAACUGCGUCUCCACCACCCACAUCCCCAUUUGUCCUGAGGAGGGCCACACUUUAGACGGUGAGGAAUGUCUCAUUCCGCUCAUGCCCACCUGCCCUGAAAAUACAGCCUUCGAUGGUACCCGUUGUGUUUCCACCAUCUCUCCUUCCUGCCCAUCCGGCUCUGUCCACAAUGGUCAGGGCGACUGUCUGACAACCUCCGUCCCUCAAUGCCCUCCAGGAUCUACUUUGCUUGGUGGUGGCUGCGUCGUUGGCGUUCCUGCCUGCCCCAAGGGCACAGUUUGGGACUCCAAGCAGUGCAUCAGUCCCAAGGAUCCCGAAUGUCCCCCAGACCACAAGUGGAGCAACGGAAAGUGUCUCAACCUAGUUACCGUGGAAUGUGAGCCUGGCUACGCCUUGGUCAAUGGCGAAUGUGUCUCCGACAGUAAGCCAGAGUGUGCCCCAGGAACCACUUUCAACGGUCAGGAAUGUGUUGGUGACGUACCCAACUGUCCCGAGGGACUUGUCUUUGAUGGGGAGGACUGUGCCCAUCCCGAGGAACCUGCUUGUCCCGCUGGAAUGAAGUUCAACGGCAAGAAGUGUGUAGCUGAGAAGCCGCCUUCUUGCCAGUCUGGCACCACCUUCGACAAGAAGACGAAGGAAUGUGUGGCUGUUGAGCCCCCUCAGUGUCCCCCCGGUCAGGUCUUCAAUGGAAAGAACUGUGCCCUGGCAUCUGGUGACUGUAUGAGCUUCGAGUACUGUCCUGUUAUGGGCGGUCUUUCCAACGGCGGCCUUACUACCGGUGGCCCUUCUACCGGCGCCGAGGAAUGUCCUGAAGGAACUGUGUAUGAUAAGUAUACCGGCAUGUGUGCUGAUUGGUGA